AUAUUGUUAACCACUUCCAGUCCGGACACUUUUACCCCCUUUCAGUCCGGACACUUUUACCCCCUUCCAGUCCAACUUUUAAACCCCCUUUCAGUCCGGACCCUUUCAGUUCCAGUCCGGACACUUUUACCCCCUUCCAGUCCGGACACUUUUACCCCCUUCCAGUCCGAACACUUUUCCUUCCAGUCCGGACACUUUCCCCCCCUUCCAGUCCGGACACUUUUACCCCACUUCCAGUCCGGAACUUUCACCCCCUUCCAAUCCGGACACUUUUACCCCCUUCCAGUCCGGACACUU
This is a messenger RNA of Staurois parvus, 297 nucleotides long. The record is from the annotation of a GenBank genome assembly. NCBI's taxonomy places the organism in Eukaryota, Metazoa, Chordata, Amphibia, Anura, Ranidae.